UCCAAACCGGUUCCGUGCGCACCCGGUUUGCCGUUCCGGCUCCGCCUCUCCCUCUGGGUUCCUUCACGCAUCAUUCCUCUGCUCUUUGUUCCACUCCAGCACAUUAUUUCACCAGUCCGCGCGAGUGAUCCCCUCGCAUUUCGACGCAGUAGCGAUUUCGACUCGGCUCUCCCGCGCCGCGCAGCCCAUGGACCUCCCCGUGGUAGAUCUCGCGCCGUACCUCGGGGUCGCCGCGGCGCCGGCGGAUGAGGAGGUGCUGCGCGCCCUGUGCGCGACGGUGAGCGCCAGCCUGCGGGACACGGGGGCGCUGCUGGUGAAGGACCCGCGCUGCUCCGCCGCCGACAACGACCGCUUCCUCGACGUCGUCGAGCGCUACUUCGCCCGAUCCGCCGACGCGAAGCGCCUCCAGGAACGCCCCCACCUCCACUACCAGGUUGGAGUGACACCCGAAGGUGUGGAGGUUCCUCGCAGCUUGGUCGACAAGGACAUGCAGGAGAAGAUCAGGAGUAUGCCCGAGGAGUUUCAACCAGCCACCCCUAAAGGACCGGACCCGAAAUGGCGGUACAUGUGGAGAGUGGGUCCUCGCCCUGCGAAUACCCGCUUCAUGGAGCUGAACUCAGAACCUGUUAUCCCUGAGGGAUUACCCGAGUGGAAAGAGACAAUGGAUUCCUGGGGUUCUAAAAUGAUUUCUGCAAUUGAGGUUGUUGCUGAGAUGGCUGCAAUUGGAUUUGACUUGCCAAAGGAUGCAUUUAUUUCUUUGAUGAAGGAGGGACCACACCUGCUAGCACCAACUGGAAGCGACCUGCAGCGUCAUGGUUUUGAGGGCACGGUUUUUGCUGGGUUCCAUUAUGAUCUUAAUUUCUUGACUAUACAUGGUCGUAGUAGAUUUCCAGGCCUGAACAUCUGGUUAAAGAAUGGUAAAAAGAUGGAGGUGAAGGUUCCUGUUGGCUGCCUUCUCAUUCAGUCAGGGAAACAGCUGGAAUGGCUUACCGGUGGUGAGUGUUUGGCUGGAAUGCAUGAGGUUGUGGUAACCAAGAGAACGCUAGAGGCUAUAGCAUUGGCAAAAGAGCAAAAUAGAAGCUUGUGGCGGGUUUCGUCAACUUUAUUCGCACACAUUGCUUCUGAUGCAAUUCUUAAGCCACUGGGCCACUUUGCUGGAACACCCAAUGCUCACUCCUAUCCACCAAUAUGCGCUGGUGAUUAUGUCGAACAGGAGCUUUCAGUGAUUAACCUGAAAGGAAAGGAUGGAUUAUAGACUUUACGCAGCAGAUAAAUCUGGAUAUCAUAUAACUGACAGAUAUCAGAAUGCAAAAUUAAAUUAUCCAAACUGAUACUUGUAGUGUCUUCAUUUCCAAACGUUGGCAUAUGGAGGGUGCUUCUGUUGUUCCCAAUGCACCCUUUAUGUCUAUGCAAACUAUGUUCAUUGACGUUCAAUUCUCUCGUUAAGAUAGCAGAUACCCUUUUGUGUACCACACUGAUAUUACUUGUGAAGUAAAAAUAAAAAAAGGAAGAAGAAUCAGCACAUUAAGCGUGCCAGUGAUA
Phragmites australis (common reed) is the source of this 1542-nucleotide messenger RNA. RefSeq lists its product as uncharacterized. The record is from RefSeq and is a predicted model, not a curated record. The transcript has 7 exons. NCBI's taxonomy places the organism in Eukaryota, Viridiplantae, Streptophyta, Magnoliopsida, Poales, Poaceae. The coding region runs from base 188 to 1255 and encodes 355 amino acids.